Leptosia nina is the source of this 1047-nucleotide messenger RNA. The record is from the annotation of a GenBank genome assembly. NCBI's taxonomy places the organism in Eukaryota, Metazoa, Arthropoda, Insecta, Lepidoptera, Pieridae.
AUGUAUUUACGACGAAGCGCAUUUAUAAAAUACCUGUUAGCAAUAUCUGUGGGGGGUGCUUUUUUUAGUGAAUGGUUUGUUUAUAUUAUACAACCACUUUUCUGGACGAAGCUAAAAUGUGAAGAUCAAUCGUGUACAAAAAUAUUAUUUAUCGCAGAUCCACAAAUACAGGGUGAUUUAGCAGUUCCAUCUCCAUUUAACUACAUUUUUAACUGGGAUAGCGACAGGUAUUUAAAGUCUACAUAUUCAGUAGUAGAAAAACAUUUCCAGCCAGAUGUACUGGUGUAUCUCGGAGAUCUUAUGGAUGAAGGCAGUAUAUCCACUAGGGCUCAGUUUCAUAAUUAUGUAAAAAGGUUAUCUAAUAUAUUUGAUCCACAUUACCCUGUUGUGCAAGUCUGGAUACCAGGAGAUAAUGAUAUAGGGGGUGAAAAUGAGCCUAUAAGGCAUGAUAAAAUUGAAGAAUUUAAGACUGUAUUUUCACAGCCAUCUGUAAUAGUGUUUCAAAAUAUUUCUUUUUACAAAGUAAAUGCAAUCACUUAUGCAGUACCACAACCACUUGAUGAUGGUGAUUUAAACUUUAAAAUUGGUAUUUCACAUUAUCCUGUAUUGGAAAGAUCAGUUUAUGCUAAACAGGUGAUAAAUUCCAUACAUCCUGAUAUAUUUUUCUGUGCUCAUGAACAUAAGUCAAAAUAUGUUAAACAAAGAAGAGAUUACGAAUCAAAGGAGAUACAUUUACUCCAGUAUGGAGAUCCACCUUUAACAAUUAGCAUUGACGAUGAAUGGUUGUAUGAAGUUUAUGUGCCUACAUGCUCAUACAGAAUGGGGACCAGCAAGAUUGGCUUUGGUGCAGCAAUCAUAGAAAACAAUCAGCACUUAAAAUACACUGUGUUUUGGUCUCCCAGCAGAUUCCCUUAUUUAUUUUUCUAUUUAUUUAUGCUCAUUGUAGUUAUAGGUUACACAUUACUAUGUUGUUUCUUGAGAAUAUUGUCAAUAUUAACUCACAGAAUAAAGACUGAAGAUAUGCAAUUUUUACUACAACAAUCAUAG